This is a messenger RNA of Ochlerotatus camptorhynchus, 5322 nucleotides long. RefSeq lists its product as uncharacterized. The transcript has a single exon. Gene Ontology annotation, molecular function: nucleic acid binding; aspartic-type endopeptidase activity. Lineage: Eukaryota; Metazoa; Arthropoda; Insecta; Diptera; Culicidae. The record is from RefSeq and is a predicted model, not a curated record. Bases 1 to 5322 code for a protein of 1773 amino acids. Gene Ontology annotation, biological process: DNA integration; proteolysis.
AUGGAAGAACCCAGGAGCAACAACCAAGCGCUGCUUUCACGGAGGGAGAGUCUUCUCGCUGCUCUGGGUCGGGCUGAGGCAUUUCUUGAGGCCUACGAUGCUGCGAGGGACGCAAGACAGGUUCAGAUUCGGCUGGACCACAUAGAAAACGUUUGGGCUAGGUUGGAGGACGUGCAGACGGAGCUGGAGUCCAUCGAGCAGGACGAACAAGGUAAGCGAAUGCAUGAGGAGGUACGUACUGCCUUUGAAGAGAGGCUGUUCGCAAUAAAAGCCGAUCUAACAUCUAAACUUCCUGUUCUUUCUAAUGACGCUCGAAUCCCUCAACCUAUUGGCCAUAAUUCCGCUCUCUCUGGGUUAAAGCUGCCCACAAUUUCACUCCCCGAGUUCGAUGGGGACUAUAUGCAGUGGUUGGGUUUCCAUGACACGUUCUUGGCUUUAAUUCACGCAAAUCCCGACGUGCCAGAAAUUCAAAAGUUUCAUUACUUGAAAGCCGCAGUGAAAGGGGAAGCUGCACAGCUAAUUGAAACGAUCGCAAUCAGUGCAGCGAACUACAACUUGGCUUGGGAUACUUUGGUAAAGCGCUAUGCGAACGAUUAUCUUUUGAAGAAGCGACAUUUGCAGGCACUCUUCGAUAUUCAACGCAUGAAGAAGGAGACAUCAUCGACGCUGCACGCCUUGGUGGACGAGUUCGAACGCCACACGAAGACCUUGAGGCAGAUGGGGGAACCUACCGGUCAAUGGAGCAGCAUUCUUGAGCAUCUGCUCUGUACUCGGCUACAUGACGACACUCUCAAGGCGUGGGAGGUGCACGCAUCGACCGUGGAGAAUCCGGACUACCCGUGCCUCAUCGACUUUCUGCAGCGACGAGUACGUGUGCUGGAAUCUAUUUCAGUCAACCACCAUGCUCCUCCAUCCAUUCCAAGUUCGUAUCAUGGGGCAAAACGACAGCAGCAAUUUCGGCUUACUUCGUGUGCUUCUACUACCAAAGCGAUGGUCAAAUGUCCAGUGUGCUCGCAAGAACAUUACAUCAGCAGGUGCCAAAAGUUCCUUGGUCUCUCGGUGGCACAACGUCAGCAACUUGCUAUGAAGAAGCGACUCUGCCACAACUGUUUGAAAGGAGAACACAUAGCGAAAAAUUGUUCGUCCGACUUCAACUGCAAACAUUGCAAUCGACGCCACCACUCUCUUUUGCAUGCCGGUACUAGCGAUGGAACCCAGGGAGCCACUUCUGACGCACCCGUCCCGAGUACAUCUGCUGUGGUACAGGCUCACCAAAAUCAUCCAACUUCUUCGAUGGGAAAUCCUAUUCAAUCUGCGGUCGCAGCCAUCGAAAAUGUUCCAGAUUGUGAAGUCAGCGUUCCGAUUCAACAUCCCAAGGAGAACGUCUUUCUUCUGACAGCUCUGGUGAGAGUCGUUGAUGCCUUUGGUCAGGGUCAUCUGGUUCGUGCACUUUUGGACAGCGGAUCGCAGCCUGACAUCGUCAGUGAGCGUAUGGCCCGUCAACUACGACUGAAGAAAACAAAUGUGGAUGUGACUAUACAGGGAGCCGGCCAGCUUGAGCAGUCGGUACGUGAGUCCAUCGUGGCGCAAGUCAAGUCAAGGAAUGGAAACUUCGAAGCCGAAAUCAAGUUCUUAGUCAUGAACAAGGUAACAGCAAAUCUUCCGGCGCACGACAUCUCCACUGAUGAUUGGCAGAUUCCCGAAGAGUUAGCCCUUGCUGAUCCUGGAUUCAACAAGAGCCAGCGCAUCGAUAUGGUUCUCGGGGCAAAACAUUUUCAAUCCUUCUUCCCCAGCGCCGUUCGCAUUCAUCUUGGUGAACAUCGUCCGCUACUUGUGAAAAGCGUCUUCGGAUGGGUGGUAACCGGUUCUGCACUAACACAGCCCAAUCAAUCGCCCACUCCAUAUUCUCUCUCGUACAGUAUCCUGAACGUUUCGACGGUAACGUUAGAGGAGAGUAUCGAACGUUUUUGGAAAACGGAGGACCUGUCAAUGAAGGACAAUUAUUCGGUUGAGGAGCGCUACUGUGAAUCUCUCUUCAAGUCCACGACGACCCGCACCGCUGAGGGUCGUUACAUGGUUCGACUGCCACGAAAACCUGAAUUCGAAGCCAUGAUGGGAGAGUCCCAGAUCAACGCCUAUCGUCGAUACGAAAUGCUGGAGCGGAGAUUUGAGAGGAGCCCAACACUGAAGGAGGAUUACCACAAAUUCUUGAAGGAGUACCUGUCCCUCGGCCAUAUGCGGUUGGUCGAGUCCGACAACGAAGGCAAUUCUACAGCAUACUAUUUGCCACACCAUCCCGUGCUGAAGGAGUCGAGCACAACAACGAAGCUCCGAGUAGUGUUCGACGGCUCGGCUAAAACCUCGACUGGCCACUCGCUCAAUGAGGCGCUCUGUGUAGGUCCUGUAGUACAGGAUGACCUCAUAACGAUUCUUUUAAGGUUUCGCACCUUCUUGGUUGCACUUGUCGCGGACAUAGCAAAAAUGUACAGACAAGUUCUGGUACACCCUGACGACACCCAUCUGCAACGCAUCCUGUGGCGAGUUUCUGCCAGCACAGUUAUCCAUGUUUUCGAGCUGCUUACCGUUACUUACGGUCUUGCUCCUUCGUCGUUCUUGGCAACCCGUGUGCUUCAGCAGCUAGCUAUAGAUGAAGGCGAUGCAUUUCCUCUCGCCGGACCAGCGUUGCGAAAAAGCUUCUACGUAGAUGAUUUCAUCGGUGGUGCCAAUUCCAUAGAAGAAGCGAUCAGUCUCCGUGAGCAAUUAGAAGAUUUGAUGCAACGGGGUGGAUUCGACUUGCGUAAGUGGACGUCCAGUCGUUUCGAAGUUCUGCAGGGAUUGGACAAAGAGCACAUCGGCACCCAGUCAACGCUUUGCUUUACCCCCAACGAGUCCAUUAAGGCACUAGGAAUCGUCUGGGAGCCCGAAAAUGAUGCCUUUCGAUUUGAUUCAGCGAUCCAGCUACGUGACGCUCCACCUACGAAGAGAUCGAUACUAUCGGAUAUCGCCAAGCUGUUUGACCCUCUAGGACUGAUAGCUCCUGUAGUCGUACGCGCAAAAAUCCUUAUGCAGGAGUUGUGGUUGCUUUCUUCGGAUUGGGACGAACCAGUUCCCGAUUCCAUUCGCAUCAGAUGGGAGAGUAUUUGCAAUGAGUACCCCCUCAUCUCAUCCUUCCGAGCUGAACGCUACGCUUUUCUUCCAAACUCCCGAGUUAAGCUUCACACCUUCGCGGAUGCAUCGGAAUCGGCGUACGGAGCAUGUACUUACGCUCGCUGCGAAAAUGACCAGGGAGAAGUGUCUGUCCAACUGCUCAUGUCGAAAUCCAGAGUAUCACCUCUCAAGCGUCUAACCAUCCCUCGCCUGGAGUUGUGCGCCUCUGUCCUUGCAGCGCACUUGUAUCACCGUAUCAGACAAGCCAUCGACAUACCCAUUUCUGCAGCGUUCUUCUGGUCCGAUUCUGCUGUCACGCUGCAGUGGCUUCGCUCUCCACCCAACGUUUGGAAAACUUUUGUCGCCAACCGUGUGUCUGAGGUGCAGCAUUUCACGCAUGGAUGCCAGUGGAACCAUAUUUCCGGGGUGGAGAACCCUGCUGACCUAGUGUCCCGAGGUCUUUCCGUUGGAGAAUUUCUGCGCAGCGAUUUGUGGAAGCGUGGGCCGUCAUGGUUAUCCGAACAGUCGAGAUCCUGGCCAAUAUCAAGACCACCUAACGUUCCUGAAGAAGCACUUGAGGCAAAGCAAGUCGUCGCAAUCGUUCAUACAACCCCAGAGCCCAAUCCGUUAUUCGUCCGCUGGAGUACCUACCGUCGCUUGCUGCACGUGACUGCCUACUGUUUGCGCUUCAUCAACAAUGCCCGUAUCAAAGCCAGAACUCAACAUAUUCCCACCACUGAGCCAAGCCAAGAAGCAAACACCGUCGAGCAUUUAGCACGAGCCAAAUCGUUGCUAAUCCGCCUUGCCCAGAGAGAUGCGUUUCGGGAUGAAAUCAAAGCCAUUAAAGACAGGAAUGUUUUACCCAAACGAUCAUGCAUUCGCCGAAUGAAUCCUUUCAUUGAUCCUGAAGGGAUAUUGAGAGUUGGAGGCCGAUUAAACCUUUCGCAAUUGCCCUAUCAGACAAAACACCCUGCCCUCCUCCCAGCCAACCACCCACUUUCCAGCCUAAUAGCCAAGUACUAUCACCUUAACCUUCUUCACGGCGGCGGGCGCCUUCUACUAACAGCCAUACGUGAGGAAUUUUGGCCAAUACGUGGCCGCCAAUUAGUACGCUCUACAGUCCGCAACUGCUUUCGCUGCGUGCGCCUUAAUCCCGUUCCAGCACAGCAGCAAAUUGGCCAGCUACCUACCUCGAGAAUCACGCCAGGUCGCCCGUUCUCCGUCACUGGCGUAGAUUACGCUGGACCUCUAUACUUACGACCAAUCCACAAGCGAGCCGCACCUGUAAAAACUUACCUGUGCCUCUUCGUAUGCUUCGUAACAAAAGCAGUCCACUUGGAAUUGGUUUGCGAUUUAUCAACCCAAGCCUUCAUCGCUGCCUUGCGACGGUUUAUUGCUCGACGUGGACGACCAAGCCACAUACAUUCGGACAAUGGAAAGAACUUCGAAGGCGCCAAGGGAGAACUCACCGAAAUGUUCGAAAUUUUUCGGAAACGUAACGAGAGAGAAACAAUAGUAUCCACCUGCGCCGAGGAGGGAAUAGUGUGGCAUUUCACUCCGCCAAAAGCCCCCCACUUUGGAGGCUUGUGGGAGGCGGCCGUCAAGGUAGCCAAGAGGCAUUUAUUCCGUCAACUAGGUGCGUCGCGGUUGAGCUACGAGGAUAUGGCCACUGUCCUCUGCCAAAUCGAAGCCGUGAUGAAUUCAAGGCCACUUCUGCCGAUGUCGGAUGAUCCCAAUGAUUUGGCUGCACUCACUCCGGCUCAUUUCCUAAUCGGCACCUCCAUGCACGCCUUGCCCGACCCAGACCUGCUGCACAUCACGGAGAGUCGACUGGAGCACUACCACAAGCUGCAACUGCACGUACAGCAAUUCUGGAUCCACUGGCGUAAGGAAUACCUGCAGGAACUCCAAAAGGACACGAAAUCGGCGGAGCGCAACAACUCCAUCCAACCGGGACGAAUGGUCGUCAUCGUCAAUGAGCAGCUAGCACCAAUUCGCUGGCCGCUAGCCAGAAUAGUCGAUCUGCGCCCUGGAACGGAUCAAAUAACUCGUGUGGUCACGCUUCGCACUGCAAGAGGAAUAAUUACCCGUCCAAUAACGAAAAUCUGCUUGCUUCCUGACGUUUCCGCGGAAUCCGGCGAUGGACAUCGACUUCCCGAGGAGAUCGACCCGUGA